Molecule: messenger RNA, 847 nt
Organism: Fimicolochytrium jonesii
Lineage: Eukaryota; Fungi; Chytridiomycota; Chytridiomycetes; Spizellomycetales; Powellomycetaceae
Exons: 2
Coding region: 326-796 (156 amino acids)
Source: RefSeq, a predicted model, not a curated record
CGUUUGAAGGCAUGUUAAAGAAUAAAUAAUAUGAAAAGAAAAAAGUAUGCUCUUUCGCGGGCUUCAUUGCCUAACCGUCCCCUUUCAGUCUUCUCGCGCAAUGGUCUGUGAUGUACUAUGUACGUUUUCCAACGAGCUGACAGCGUGAGUUUUGAGAAGCGGUUUGGUGUAGUGCCGUGUGUGAGUCGGUGUUGAGCAGAAGGUGAGGUCGGUCUUGCUCAGGGAUUGCUCGUAGUUCCAGCCGGCGAACCUCAUCACGGAAGGAAGCUUGGGGGACGGAAAUCAAAGGGAUCGACGUGACCGGAGGUGCCGGAGGUUUCUACGUAUGAAAUGCGAUAUACGCCCGCGCCUGAGGGCUUUAGACAGUUUAUACAAGUCGUUGUGGACGGUGGCGGGAACGAUUAGUGGCAACCCGACAAUUUGGUGCGGGCCCAGCAAUCUGGUAGAACGAGUAGCCCCUUCCGUGCCAACGAGUAGCAGUUCCAUUACUCGUUGCCUUCCAACAAGUUCCCCAUUUCACCAACAUUUCCACCAGCAUUUCGACAUUUCGACAUGGACGACCGUAGAAACCUCCUUCUCCUAUAUCACCAUCAUCUCAGGCAUCGCCAGACUGCUCUCCACGACCCUCCCCACCACCGUUUGCGCUGGGAAACCAUGGAUGAGGAGCAGUUUUGACGUUUUUUCCGCUUCCACCGUUCAGAAUUCCUCAUGCUGGUUGAGGCCCUGCUGCUUGUAUUACUGUUAUGAUCUCGACGACGGGGGCGGAAGCGAAGUAGAGAAGACAGGGCGAGUGUGAUAGGCGACAAGAGAUUGUAUUGGCGAAACAAGAAACAAGGGCUAGAACAGG